UCCAUGCCGCGGUCACGCGUUGUUUUGACAUGGAAAGGGAAACCGUCAAAGUUGUGACGUUUGGGCACAUCGUGUGAAUCUUAUGAAUGAAAUAUUUCGAGGAAGAAUGAUACAGACUGCCUGUGAUCCUACAUUCGAGAGACAUUUUAAAGGUCACAAAGAUAAAAUCACAGCUCUAUGCUUUCAUCCAAAUGCUAUACAACUUGUAUCAAGUAGUCUGGAUAAAACAUUGUUGGUAUGGAACUUGACAGAAUCAGUGCGAGCUUAUAGAUUUAUAGCUCAUAAAGAUGGUGUUUUGGAUGUGUGCUAUGCACCAUCUGGAGAAGCUAUAGCCAGUGCUUCAAAAGACAGAUCGGUCCGAAUCUGGAUUCCUAAAGUUACAGGACAAUCAAUAGAUUUUAGAGCUCACAGUUCUGCUGUCAGGUCAGUGCAGUUUAGUCCAGAUGGAAAAAAGUUACUCACUGCAUCAGAUGAUAAAAGUAUAAAGCUAUGGACAGUAUGUCAAAGAAGAUUCCUGACAUCAUUCAGUGGGCAUACUAGUUGGGUUAGGUGUGCUAAAUUUUCUCCUGAUGGGAGACUCUUAGUGUCGUGUAGUGAUGACAAAACAAUAAAAGUAUGGGACAUCACCAGUGGACAAUGUGUCAAAACCUUUAAUGAGAUAAAAGCUCCUGCCAUCUAUGUGGAAUUUCAUCCAAGCGGAGCAGCUAUUGGAUCAGCAAAUGUGGGUGCAUGUGUUAAAAUAUACGAUCUAAGAACAGGCUCUCUUUAUCAGCAUUAUGCUGCUCAUAAAGGUCCUGUAAAUAUGAUCAAAUUUCAUCCGAAAGGUAACUUCAUGUUGACAGCUUCUAGCGAUUCUACAAUGAAGGUUUUAGAUCUACUAGAAGGCCGUCCAAUCUAUACUCUCAGGGGUCAUAAUGGUAGCAUAACAUCUAUAACAUUUUCGCAAGAUGGUGAAUUUUUCACUUCUGGUGGCGCAGAUCAACAAGUUUUAAUGUGGAAAUCUAAUUUUUGUAAGGAUGAUCAACCUAGAAAGAUUUCUAAACAAUUAAUAUCUUCUAUCAAUAAACGGAAACGCGACGAUGUAGAUGGGAAAUCACAUGCAAAAAGUGACAAACAUGAGGAAGAUGUAUAUGAGGAGCAGAAGGAUGAGCACUUAUUAGACACAUUAGGAGAGUUGGAUUUGGAAUCGAAUAGAAAUUAUUAUAAAGGACCUAUAAAUGAAAUAUCUUUGAAGAAAGUCGAACCUGAAGUGAUUAAUAUGAAGAAUAUUAAAUCUCGCGAAAGAGAUCAUAUAGCAAACGUGCCAAUUCUACAAGAUCAGAUGUUAUUUCAUGCACGUUCAUCUAAUCAAUCUGUUAAAGCAGUAGAAGCACUCCACAAUCAAGUGCAAUCAUUACAUGACGUUAUUAAUGUAUUGGAACAACGCUUGACAGUAUUAGAAGAAACGUUUAGAAAGAAAACUUGAAUCUUCAAUUACUAGGUUAUAAUUAUUAAUUAUUUGUUAUUUGUAUAUACAUUUGUAUGAAUAUAUAUUUGUACAAUAUUGAAAAAUGAUUAAUUUUCCUAGCAGCAAUCAAAAUAAUUUUACAAUGUAUUUUACAAAGAUCAUUCAAGAAUUCAUUGACGACUAUUUUAAUGUUUUAUAUUACGAAGAAAUGCAGUGUGUUAUAUAUACAUUUAUCGUGUCAAGAGAAAUUCAAGAAAUAUAACUUGUGAUACGCAAGUUA
Messenger RNA from Pogonomyrmex barbatus (red harvester ant), 1727 nucleotides. RefSeq names its product Proteome of centrioles 1 (gene Poc1). Gene Ontology annotation, molecular function: protein binding. The record is from RefSeq and is a predicted model, not a curated record. Lineage: Eukaryota; Metazoa; Arthropoda; Insecta; Hymenoptera; Formicidae.